Molecule: messenger RNA, 4576 nt
Organism: Sphaerulina musiva SO2202
Lineage: Eukaryota; Fungi; Ascomycota; Dothideomycetes; Mycosphaerellales; Mycosphaerellaceae
Product: Cu-oxidase_3-domain-containing protein
Exons: 4
Coding region: 2346-4367 (673 amino acids)
Molecular function (GO): oxidoreductase activity; copper ion binding
Source: RefSeq, a predicted model, not a curated record
CAGCAGUCGGGCACUAGCAUACGGACUGGAUAGAUUUUGAGGGCUUUUCACGAAGAUGUGUUCACUUGUUCCCGGCUCGUGCAUCAAGACGCGCUACGUGAUCGAUCACUGUCUCUAUCUCACUCAGCGUGAAAGGCCACGCGCCGUCAGACGCCUCUGGCUCACCCCCAACAAUGAGUCGCGACAACAUUCAGCUACAGCAUACGGGACGACGGCUGUUCGAGGAAGGCGCCGCAGACUGCGCCCUAGAUCCUGAGGGUGGCCAUAACAUUACCGUUCUGACCAGAUUUCAAUGAUAAGCACCUCCCAAGCGCUGGGCCAGUGGGCCAUGAGGCAACAGCUCACUAUCUUUUCUGGCCUACCUAGCUAUUGGUUGGCAUCCCUUCGAAAUUGACACGCAGGCCUUGCGAGCGCCAAACUUACCACGCGCGGCAGGCAAUGUCAGCAUUAGGCCUAUCACAUACUACUCAGUACGCACAACAUCCAUACUGUCAACACAAAGCUAGGCGCCAAGGCCACAACAAUAACCACCAUAGAAGUACCUAUAUUCCAGGAAGCCUCCAAUCUCCGGACUAUUAGCCGUCGCAGGCAGUUCACUGUCAACCAAGACUGACAAGAUCCACACGAUAAAGGCAUUAUUGAGCAGUGAUUCUCUAUAUUACUGUGCACUGCGCACAGUGAGCUUGCUGCUGAUCAAAUUCGCCACACCACCAGAUUGCAACAGCCCCUGCUGUGGAGCAGCAGCUGAGAUUACGGCGAGACGGUGUGGUUGUGUCGUUGGCUGCCCUAGGAACCCCUGGCAUCCUGCGAAAGUAUCCGCCACAACAGGGAUUGCUCGAGCUUCAUAGGGCCAUGUGCCGUGCGCGAUAUCAUGCUGCUUGCCAGCGCUACAAUGAAUCUGGACACCGCUCACGAUAGCGCUUUUACAACGGAAUGCGUGCGUAUGAUUUCGCUGAAGAAGGAAUCAACAGCGAUCACCCUGGCCUAUGCUUGCUGUUGGGCAAUAAUUGGAUUCAUGACAAUCAUACAGUUCGCGAAAACCCCAAUCUGUGGCUCGACACGUGACAGUUUGUGCUCACGCUGGGGGUCCUGAUCUGGACAUGAUGACUUGGCAUGUCAUGCGCAGAGGAUGACAAGUUGACGACUGCUGCUUAAGCGACAGACAUGCAAACCGCCCUCGGAUCGUUUGGCCAAGUCCUCAAUCGCAUCAGCUCGGGAGCUCGACGACUUCGACGAUGGCAGUCUUUGCAGAUUUAGAUCAACCCCAGUCGGAUUAUAAGGUUUUAUCACCUGGACGUCUUUUAAUAGACCUACCUCCUAGUACCGCCAUCAUUUUUGAUCUCUAGCUAGUGGCUAGUAGCUACUGGCCACGGACUCGACGACGUGAAUCUGAUAUCCGACGCAACCGGCGAUAUUAUUUGCUGACCAUGAAUGCAAGCCUGGUUCUGACAGUGGGAUCGGCUGAGCAAGGUCGUCUGCAACAACACUGGCAUUGCAUGGGAGGCGGCACAAUAGUAUGUCGGGCUAUCAGUCCAUCUACUACGACCAUAAGACCAACAACCGGUUGACGCGCUUGUCGCGACAGCCACAUUGGAUGAUGAGGCUUCAAUGUUGCCAAUCAAAUGAUCCAAAAGAGGACCAAAGCCUUGGCCAUUAUUGCAUGCGGAAUUGAUGAAAGCGAGAUACCAACUCUACACAGCUCUACAUCACGCUGCCGACCGAAUUCAGCUCAGGAAUGACAUUUUUGUGCCAACGACGUGGCGUUCCAGGGAUCCUUCAAUACUUGUAUGGUCGGCUGCCUGGCGUCGGCAUUUCCGCAGCAUCUGCCUCAUCCCAUGGUAUAUCUACACGCUCACCAAGGUCUCAGAAUAGGUUCACUAUUGCAUGGAUUGCACUUGCCACACUGUGGAUGGUUCCAGACCUGUCCUCGUGGCACAUGGCUAUUGUGCGAUGUUCUCAGCACAGACUAGGGUUUCAUUACAAUAUCUCCACGGCACUUACUAACCUUCUCUGCCUCUUCUGCGGGAUCUUAUGCUGAUACUCUUUCAAUAUCGGUUGUUCGAGGGCGCAGCUCAACAUAGAUACCGCUGAGUCAUGCUGACCUCUAUGUGCCGGUACUAUCAGGGAGGUUGUUGGGGUCAGUCCGUAUAGCCAGUAGGUAUGUGGGAUGCAUGCACGCAAUUGAAUCCUAGGACCAGAUCGGAAAUACGAGGGCGAAGUGUCCGUGUGCUAUAUCGAAAAUAUCGAUCCUCUUGAUCCUCUAAGCCAGUCCUUUGCUUGGUUUAUAAGACCUGUCACACACCGCGCACCUGUCACUCCUUAGUCUACACCAUACCACUGAUCCCAUGAUGUCCACUUAUAGGCUCUUUGCAGCCGUCACGCUGCUAGCCUCCAGCCUGGCAGCUCCUGCACCUGUACCGCAAGCAGAAUUCAACGUUGCAAAAACGAAUACUACCGACAACACCCCAGAGGACUCGACCCUGCUAGCACUCGACGAUGAAGGCGAAAUACAGAACCUUGGUGGGCCUGCGGGUUCGGAGUACAACUUUCUAUCAUGGGUGCCGUUGGGACAAGACUUGGAACCAAAACUGUCACAGGAACAAACGAAUGGCAAUAGCAAGCUAGGAACAUUCGACGCACCAAAACUACCGCGCUUUUUGGAAGGGACCGCAAUAUCUCAGGGGUUCCCAUGGGGAGGCAGGACAGCCGAAAAUACGGACUACUACCACGACACGCCGAACACUGGAGUCACAGUGCACUACGACUUCACAGUUAGCACUAUGACGAUAGCACCAGACGGUGUUGAAAAACAAAGCAUUGUUAUCAACGGACAAUAUCCGGGCCCUACUAUAGAAGCAAAUUGGGGCGACUGGAUAGAGGUUGUAGUGCAUAACGCGCUUGAUGAAGGCACUUCUCUUCACUGGCAUGGACUGUUGCAGACCGAGACACCCUGGUUCGACGGAGUGCCUGGUGUCCAGCAAUGUCCGAUCGCACCUGGAGGAAGCUUCACCUAUAGAUUUCGCGCUGAUCUAUACGGCACUUCUUGGUGGCACAGUCACUACUCAGCGCAGCUUGCUGGAGGGGCUUUUGGUCCUCUCGUCAUAUAUGGACCUCACGACAACCAGGACUAUGACAUCGAUCUCGGACCAGUAAUGAUUAAUGACUGGUUUCACAAAGACUACUUCACUCUAGUGGAGAAAGUCAUGGCUCCUGCUGCCGAAAACCAACCACCUCCGAUCUCGAACAACAACUUGAUCAAUGGAAAGAUGAAUUACCCAUGCGCUAACAGCACCACUGGGACCAAGUGCACCCCGAAUGCAGGCGUGAGCAAGUUCAGCUUUGAGUCUGGGAAGUCGUAUCGCUUGCGGCUGAUCAACGCUGGUGCUGAAGGAAUGCAGAAGUUCAGUAUCGAUGGUCAUAAGCUGACCGUGUUUGCCAAUGACUUUGUUCCCAUUGUACCAUACGAGACGGAUGUUGUCACGCUCGGUGUGGGCCAACGAAGCGAUGUGGUCGUCAAGGCUACUGGCAAGCCCACAGAUGCUGUCUGGAUGCGCUCAGACCUUGGCCCAGCCUUUGCAGCAGGGGGCUGUUCUCUAACUGAUGGUGUCUCUCCGGUAGCUCUGGCUGCGAUCUAUUAUGAGGAUGCCAAUACCCCUGCGGUACCGACGACCACAUCUGACAUCUCUAUUGACAAGAUCAAGACUUGCAAGAAUGACGACCUCCGUUUGACGGUGCCAUACUAUCCGAUACCUCUCCCGCCACCGACGACAGAACAGAACAUCGACGUCACGUUCCAAAGCAACGGCACGCACACACUAUUCUACAUGAAUAACAGCACAUUCCGCGCAAACUACAACGACCCGGUUCUGCUCGACGCCAAGAACGGCGACCGAGACUUCCCGGCGAGCUACAACGUCUUUGACUUUGGCUCGAGCACAUCCAUCCGCCUCGUCGUCUACAACUACGCCCCCACGGGGAGCCAUCCCAUGCAUCUGCACGGCCACAACAUGUACAUCCUCGCCGAAGGCACAGGAAUUUGGAACGGCGACGUGACGCACGCCAACAACCCGCAACGACGGGACGUGCACCUCCUGCAGAACGCCAUCAGCACCACCCAGCCUUCGUACAUGGUCAUUCAAUUCGACGCAGAUAACCCGGGUGUCUGGCCCUUUCACUGCCAUAUCGCGUGGCAUGUUUCCGGUGGCUUGUAUAUUAAUGUGUUGGAACGACCGGAUGAUAUUCAGAAGGAAAUGUCCAUUCCGGAAAUUAUGGCGCAGACUUGUACCGACUGGGACGCGUAUUCGUCACGCGAUGUGGUGGAACAGAUUGAUUCGGGUUUGAGAAUUCGAGACGGUUUGUCAUGGUAAAUGAUAGGGGGGAGAGAGAAAAAAAGGAUGAUAUCAAAAGAGAAAGCACACACACUUAAAAAACGACAGUCACGAUUUUUUAUUGUUUCAAAAAGAGAUGGAUGGUGUUGUUAAUGAGAUAGAUAUCUCAUGAGGUUUUACGGAUAACGAUAUCGAUACCUAUGUAUGUACAUAUAUGUACCAGGCAGGUACUUGGUACAGAAAUCAGC